Messenger RNA from Perkinsus marinus ATCC 50983, 1297 nucleotides. RefSeq names its product amine oxidase, putative. The record is from RefSeq and is a predicted model, not a curated record. NCBI's taxonomy places the organism in Eukaryota, Perkinsozoa, Perkinsida, Perkinsidae. Bases 1 to 1179 code for a protein of 392 amino acids. Gene Ontology annotation, molecular function: oxidoreductase activity. The transcript is spliced from 4 exons.
AUGUCAAACGGCUCGAUCUCUGCUCGCCCAUCGACGGACGACGUAGCCCACCGACCUCAUAUUGCUGUCAUCGGCGCCGGACUAGCUGGACUCACCUGUGCUACUUACCUCGUCAUGAAUGGAGUUAGAGUCACGUUGAUUGAGAAGGAGGCUAGGAUGGGCGGCCAGUGCUGGACGCGAUACGAGGACAAUGGGGUUACUUGGGAGGCUGGUGGUGAAGGCUUCGUCCGUCGAGCUGUUGCAGUACCUAGAAUAGCGAGGGCGCUUGGCAUCGAGGAGGAUAUCGUCCCCCAGGAGCCUGUUGAGAACUACGAGAUUGACGAGAACUAUACACUGAUCCAGUUGGACCGAGGAGUAGCUGCAAAGAAGCUGGGCUUCCAGGUCAAGAAGGAGGACUUCGGCCGAGGUAUCUCUAGUUUCCGAAGAGGUAUGGGAGAGCUGAUCGAUUCAAUGCACUCAUGUCUCGAGGAAUCACCUCUUUGCGAUAUCAAACUCAACACCGAGGUCUCUUUACUCGAACGUGGUGCUGAUGCCGCAAGGACGAGAGUGACAUGGGAUGGUGGCGAGAUGGUUGCGGAUGAAGUAGUGAUCGCCACACCGGAGAAGGCGGCUUGCGCUAUGCUUGGGGAAGAGCCUUUCCAUGGUGAGCUUAUGAGCCAUGUGUCCGUCUACUGCCUGGUCCGGGAACUCAGUGAAAGCGAAGGCUGGCACAGUUUCUCGAUCCCUGCGGACAUGCAGAGCGAUUUCGAUGGUCUGCGUGCUGUGGCACUCGUAGAUGAGAAGUUCCCUGGUAGAUCUCCUCCAGGGACGGCGUUGUUUAGAUGCUACUACAGGCCUCGUACUGAGCCCUUGAGGAAUUGGUCUGAUGAUGAAUGGUCUCAGCUGGCCUCUCGAGCUCUGAUGAAGAUAUGCUCGCUUGCGGAUCAUGACGUGUUGGCGUCCUACGUAUCCCGAUGGGAUUCUGCACUACCGGUUUUCAAUGAUGAGUACCGCGCGGCCGUCGAAAAACUGAGGGGGUCGGUCGCAGACCAGCAUGUUCAUCUUAUCGGGGCGGCUUUCGCUGGGGCUGGCAUCGAGGCGGCGGUGAAGUCUGGCGAGGAUGCAGCUGUAGAAAUACUCAAGAUGAGGCCCCAGUUCAAUGCGGUCGUUGCCUCUAUGGAAACUCACCAAUCGGUAUGAUUCGUAUGGCGAUCUAUGAUGAUAUUGGACGUGCAUGAGGAGAAGUUGCUUACUGUUCCUAACAAUUUGCUUAGGACCUUGGUUCGAAUCCUAGGUCCUCCGUUUUAUCUCCUCGAAG